GAAAAAACUCAGAUAACUCACUCCACCGCAUCUCGAGAAAGAAUUUUGGAUCAAAUUGAGUUGGAACGAGAUGCAUUAGACUUAGAGGAAUGGAAAUUACCUCUCAAGGUUACAUUGUUCUGCUUCCAAAAGAGCAGUAUUUAAACCAAGCCCUGCACUUUUCCGGAUACAUCUCCAGCCUUUUGCUUUUUUAAGACGCGCGUUUUGUGCAGAAAGGCGUGUGCGCAAAAGCAAACUAAAACUUUUGGAUCUCCUCACAUCAGCUUGAGCAGUCAGGAGGGAAUGAAAGUCUGCUCCGUUCCUCUCCCGGUUUUCGGAGGCGCACUUGGAGAGCGCAGUGCGGGAGGAAGCGCGUAAUGCAGCGCGUAAUGCGGGCAGCUCGAGCUUCUAUAUGAAAUAAUCAUUUCUCCGUUUCCACUACUGCACACCUAACAGCCUAUUGGAUAUCUCAAUAACACACAGACGGUGGAAACGGUCGUUUUUUUAUUAUUUUAUUUUUAUUAUUAUUUGUAUUCUUGUUAUCCUUCUUUUUUUGUUUGCGCAUUUUUGACCAUCAUGACGUCUCCGGCGAAAUUCCGCAAAGACAAGGAGAUUAUAGCCGAAUAUGAAACUCAAGUAAAAGAGAUCCGGGCUCAGCUGAUAGAACAGCUCAAAUGUUUGGACCAGCAGUGCGAGCUCCGGGUGCAGCUCCUUCAGGACCUGCAGGACUUCUUCCGCAAGAAGGCCGAGAUCGAAAUGGACUACUCGCGCAAUCUGGAGAAGCUGGCUGAGAGGUUCCUGGCCAAGACGCGCAGCACCAAGGACCACCAGUUCAAGAAGGAGCAGAAUGUGUUGUCUCCGGUGAACUGCUGGAACCUGCUGCUGACUCAGGUGAAGCGUGAGAGUCGUGACCAUGCCACCCUCAGCGAUCUCUACCUCAAUAACAUCAUACCACGCUUUGCCCAGAUCAGCGAGGAUUCCGGACGCCUCUUUAAGAAGAGUAAAGAGGUGGGACUUCAGCUGCAGGAGGAUUUGAUGAAGGUCCUCAACGAGCUGUACACGGUAAUGAAGACGUACCACAUGUACAACGCGGACAGCAUCAAUGCCGAGAGCAAGCUGAAAGAGGCUGAGAAACAGGAAGAGAAGCAGAUGGGACGUGGGGCACGCCAGGAGGAGCGCCAAACACCACGCUCCCCUGACACGCUUGCCAGCGUCAGGCUUGAUGACAAGCCUGUUCGCCGGAGCUCUGUGAAAAAGAUCGAGAAGAUGAAGGAGAAGCGCCAAGCCAAAUACACUGAGAACAAGCUGAAAGCCAUCAAGGCAAGGAACGAGUACCUGCUGGCUCUGGAGGCGACCAACUGCUGCGUGUUCAAGUACUACAUUCAUGACCUCUCCGACCUCAUUGACUGCUGUGACCUGGGCUACCAUGCCAGCUUGCACCGGGCUCUGCGUACCUACCUCUCUGCUGAGUUUAACGUGGAGACGUCCAAGCAUGGCGGCCUAGAGACGAUCGAGAACGCAGCUGAGAACCUCGAGGCUCAGGCUGACAAACAGAGACUAAUGGAGACCUACAACAACAUCUUCUGCCCUCCCAUGCGCUUCGACUUCCAGUCUCAUAUGGGGGACCAGAUGGGCUACAUGUGUGCUCAGCAGCCACUGCAGGGAGAACUUCUGCAGAGGUGCCAGCAGCUCCAGUCUCGUCUUUCCACACUCAGGAUAGAGAAUGAGGAGGUGAAGAAGACCAUGGAGGCGACUCUGCAGACCAUCCAGGACAUGGUGACCAUCGAGGACUUUGAUGUGACUGACUGCUUUCACCAUAGCAACUCCAUGGAGUCAGUAAAGUCUACGGUGUCUGAAUCGUUCAUGAGCAAACCGAGCCUUGCCAAGAGACGAGCCAAUCAGCAGGAGACUGAGCAGUUCUACUUCACGAAACUGAAGGAGUUCCUAGAGGGCAGGAACCUCAUUACCAAACUGAAGGCCAAGCACAACCUUCUCCAGAAGACCCUGGGAGAGAGUCAAAAGACUGACUAUUGCCUUGCCAGUGGACGGAGGAACUCGACCGCGAGGACACAGGAAUCCGUUCAGGUCAUACCACUGAUCGUAGAGAGCUGUAUUCGCUUCAUCAGCCGACAUGGCCUGCAUCAUGAGGGUAUCUUCCGAGUGUCUGGCUCUCAAGUGGAGGUCAAUGACAUUAAGAACGCCUUUGAGAGGGGUGAGGAUCCUCUGGCCGGAGAUCAGAACGAUCACGACAUGGACUCCAUUGCCGGUGUCCUUAAACUCUACUUCAGAGGCUUGGAAAACGCUCUUUUUCCAAAGGAAGUCUUUCAUGAGCUCAUGGCCUGUGUCUCUAUGGAGAACCUCCAGGAUCGAGCCGCUCACAUCCGCAAGGUCCUUCUGAAUCUUCCCACCAACACCCUGGUCAUCAUGCGAUACCUGUUCGCAUUCCUCAACCAUCUGUCCCAGUACAGUGAGGACAACAUGAUGGACCCCUAUAACCUGGCCAUCUGCUUUGGCCCCACACUCAUGUCCGUGCCUGAGGGUCAUGACCAGGUCUCUUGCCAGGCCCAUGUGAAUGAACUGAUCAAGACUAUCAUCAUCCACCAUGAGAGCAUCUUCCCCGGGCCACGUGAGCUCGAGGGCCCUGUGUAUGAGCGUGGAGGAGCCCCUGAAGAAUACUGUGAUAGUCCACACAGCGAGCCCCCUCUUGUGGACGAACCUGCACCUGAUACCGUCUCAGACAUGCAGAACAGUGAUGAUGGCUCAUUGAACGUUUCAGACUCGGACCCCAUCGAGGCCAUUGCGCGCUUUGACUACUCAGGUCGUAACAACCGCGAGCUCUCGUUUAAAAAGGGCGCCUCGCUGCUGCUGUACCACCGUGCUUCUGACGACUGGUGGGAGGGACGACACAACUGCAUCGACGGUCUCGUGCCUCACCAGUACAUCAUGCUUCAGGAAAUCGCGGAUGGUGGCUACACAGGCCGAGGCAGUCCAAAAGCUGAACUAGAGGCACCUCAUGAGGGAAUAGAGGAGAAAGUGUCUACUAGAGGCAGUGCCAGCUCUCCCAUUGGAGGCCAUGUAGCCGAUAUCUAUCUGGCCAACCUUAACAAGAUGAGGAAGCGUCCAGAGGCGAGUUCAAUCCGCAGGACGUUCCGGCCGAUAGAAGGCACUGUCGAUGGCUCCUCUGUUCCCGCGGGGGGUCUGAGAAGCUCUUCAUUGUCUGCAGCAGCGCUGCCCAAAGAGAGUGCGGACAAGAGGCCGCUGAGCGCCCACAGUGUCCUCAACUCCAUCACCCGGCACUCAUCCCUCAAAGCCAAGGUGGAGAGCCCUCAGUUCCGCAGAGGCACCCCUGCAGGGCGCUCCAAAAGUUUUAGUAACCAUCGACCUCUUGACCCUGAAGUGUUCUCGCAGGUUGAGCACAGCUCACAGGAAAUCCAGGUGACCAUGAGCACAGCGCUGAGCGAGCUGCACGACCUGGACAAGAAGAGCAGUGUGAAGCCAGCACCCGACGUGGUGCUCGACACUCUGGAGCAGCUGAAGAGCGGCGGAGCCUCCGAGCCAUCCAGCCCGCUCCACUCGCGCCCGCUCCAGCACCCGCUCCAGUGCCCUCUCCAGCGCAGCGCCAGCUCGGCCAGCGACGUGCCCUCCGCCUCACGCCCCAUCAAGGGCCCAGCACCUAAGAGCCCUCUGUCCUCAGGAACAACGACCACUGCACUCUCUCCUUCCACUUCCACUUUCCGAGACAACCGGCCGCCAGCCACCAGACCCAAACCUGCAGUCUUCCCUAAAAGUAGCAGCUCCAGCAGCACCACCAGUAUCCCUCCAUCUCCGCCACCACCUCCUCCAUCUACCGAUAAAUCCUGCCCGGCUUGAGAAAUCCAUCAAUCCUUUAUUGCUAUAUCGUGAUUCCAAAAUCCAGCCGGCUGUUUUUGAUCCUGUUAAUGGAGGGAUAAAUAACUAACCACUUUUUAUUCAUUCAUUAUGGACAGUAACCUCAAUUCUGAAAUGCAGUGUGUGGAUGUGAGUGUGUGUAUUGUCUGUGUGUGGUCCACAUGCACAUGGUGGGAUUUUUCAGCACUGUUUAAACCUGAGAAAAGAAUUCUGUCAGGGUUGUAAGCGUUCUCGAUCCCUCUUUAUAGUUAAAUCUAAGUUUAAUAAUAUUUUUUUUAAAUGGUUGUGUAUUGGAUUGGAUUAUUUUGGAAAAUAUGUAGCUGUGAAUAACUCUCACGUCUCUCUCUUUCUCUCUCUUUCCUUUUUCUUUUUUUUUUAACUCACUCUUGAGGGAGCUGCACUUGACGUGUGCCAUGAUGGAGACUGAAUUUUUUUUUGCAAUACUCCUACUAUGAACUCCAUAGCAUUCCACUGGGGGAAAAAAAAAGGUAUCUGUGUAUUUAUAUGCAGCUAUUUUUACGUACCGAAAUCGUGUCCGUGUUUUCAUCAGGAUAAGCGAUGUUGGCUUCUACCCUCCUCUCUCAUUGGAUAUACCUGCAUUUGUAAUUCAGGAUCAAGCCUUAAAGGCUUUCAGUAUAAAAGGUUUUCUGUAGGAAUUCCAGCAUGGCAACCUGCUUGCACCACUUUCUCUUGAACAAUAACACACCACCUCCUUUCUUAACGAUAACUGUUAUAGUAAAACUUUUUUCAACACUGAUCAGCAGUGAUGUAUAACUUUUAGCCUGUUUGCCGUGAACUAUUAUUAAUCAUUUUUAUCCGCAAGCACCUGGAAAGCUCUCAGGACAAAAAAAUUAAUAAAGAGUUGCAUCUCAGCUUAUCGUGCAAUGUAAAGGGCAGCACUGAGGGAUAAAGUCCAACACUUUACCAGCUUUAUCUUUGCACCGACUCCAUUUUGUCUAGUUGAUUCAGUAGUAAACAGCUGUGUGGGACCUUGAGCUUUUUUUUUUUCCUCUAAAAAAAAAUGGAGGAGCUGCUUACUAUUAAGUAUUGAAGUUUCACCUUUGUUUUCUUGUGGGGAUAAAAAAUUGCGAGCUAAUAGUUACUCCUACAUCCCCUGCAAAAUCACAUGCCUGGGCAAACAUCCACGUACUGCUGAUGCAUGCAACUCAUCAGUGUCACGUCAACACCAAUCAGUCUGCAUGCUACAAAAGGUAUCGACGGCUCUGUAAACAAAAGGAUAGAAUCGAUCACGAGGGGAGAUAAGAAGCGUAACCAAGUAUUAGGGUGAAAAAUAAGACCUGCAAUUCAUUUCUGUCCACAGAGCUCAUGUCUUGUUAAGCUGUUUUUUUUUUUUUUUUUUUUUUGCCUUUAUACCUCGCAACUUGACUCGAAUCCUGAAUCUAUCCAGUUUCUUGCAUGGUGCAUAAAGCAAAGCUGUGCUGCUUCUCAAACUCUUUCCAUUCUUAUAGCAGCUUCACCAGCACUUCUUAACAACCUGCUCGUCACAUUCUUCUACGGUUUACUUCUCAAAUAAUCAAACGUGAAUCAAACAUGAUGUAAUCCAGAGAAACCGGGGCUAUUUCUGUGUGUUCUCUGUGUAUACCUGAAAUGAUUAAGAUUAUAACUGGAAAAAAAAAAAAUACAAAAGUGAGGAAUGUCUUGUACACUUGGUGACGUGUUUUGAUGCAAAAAAUAUGGUUUCCUUCUGCCUUGCCUAAGUUUAUUUACAAUUCUCGUGGGUUGGUAUUUGACCUCGAGUUUGCAUCAUGUGUAUAAGUUGUUUAUCUGUAUACAGUAUGUUUCUAUGUAUGUUUCUAUGUAUGUAAAGUGUAAUCCAGCCUAAUAGUGGUUAUUAAUUCAUGCUUUAUACAGCGGAUUGGGAAAACUUUCAUCUCUUCACAGUAGUUUACUGUGGAUAUUAAGAUUUAUUAAAUAGCAGACAUUUUUAUUGGUCUUAAUAUGGAAUUAAGGAUGUUUGCAGGCUCCAGACUGGGAGCAGGUUAAUCUCGGAGUUGUUAGAGAUCCUGUACACUUCAUACCCAGGCGCUUUGAUGGGUUGCAGCCCAAGAUUGGAUUUUUUGUGCUAAACCAGUCUUCUGCAUGUUUAGAUAUUUCACAGCUCUCUAUUGACAUGUUUCCCAGGCCAUUUUAUCUAUAAAAAAAAAAAUGAUCUGACUCUUUUUGAGUUCAUAUAGUCUAUGUAUGCUUUUUAAAGACUUUUUUUUUUUUUUUUUUUUAAAGAAAUGCCUUGAAUUUUUACUAUGUACAAACCGUGAUGUGGUGGUCAUAAUGUUGGGUAUGUUUUGAGGUCGGGAAGAAAAAACAAGCAUGGGGCCAGUUGAUUUAUUUUUUUUUCCCCCCCCAGGGUCAUGAAGACCUGCUAUUAAAAUCCUGAAAAUAAUUAGAAACGCCUGGAAACGUUUCAUUAAUACCCCCACCCCUCGCCCCAAAAAAAAUAAAAAUAAAUUUUAAAAAAAGGCAGAGAAUUUUUAAAGGUCAAUUUUUUCUAGGAAAUCUUUUUGGAUAUUUUUUAUUUUUUAUUUUGUGUUGUCUUGCUGUUUUCUACAUACAUGUCUUAACAGGUGAUUAGGUAUAUCUCUGUGUGCUAUGAUUGGAAAUUUACUCUUUGUUUUGUUCCUAAUACCUCAUAAGGCAACUGGAAACCACAUUGGAAUGGAAAAAAAAAAAAGCAUUAUCCUACACAGUUCAUAAUUAACUCAUGCAAAGUGCUUGGUCUUAUUGUGUAACUUUCUUUCUGUGCAGUUGGCUGAAGUCUCGGUUUACAUGUAAUCUUUCUAUUUUCAAGUCUGCAAUUUUAAACUCCAUUCAUAUUAUGAACUUGAAUCUGCAUUGUAUGUUGGUGAACAGAUUGAGCGAGGGUUUGCUUUUUUUUUUGUUUCUAAAUAGUAACUAUUGUUAAAUGUGUAUUUCCUGUCCAUUUUAAAUCAAGGCUGUAAACUGUCUUGUCAGAGAGGUAUUUAUAGUCGUCAAACUCAAGUAUCUGUUAAUGAGAGAAACCUGUGUCCAGAUGUACUUUGUAUAUACAAUGGUGUACAUUGCAGAGGUACAUUCUUUUUGGUUUUCUUUUUUUUUUUUUUGUUGGAAGGGAUUGGGUACAGGAUUGUACAGUAAUAGCAAUAGUAGUUUACUCUCAAAUACACCUUAUAUAAUUCCAUGCGUAGUUCUUGUAGUAAACCUUUUUUUUUUUAAUAAACCGCUUGCUAUACA
Tachysurus vachellii is the source of this 7095-nucleotide messenger RNA. It is a transcript of the gene srgap2, whose product is annotated as SLIT-ROBO Rho GTPase activating protein 2. The transcript is spliced from 23 exons. Lineage: Eukaryota; Metazoa; Chordata; Actinopteri; Siluriformes; Bagridae. Bases 556 to 3849 code for a protein of 1097 amino acids. The record is from RefSeq and is a predicted model, not a curated record. Gene Ontology annotation, cellular component: cytoplasm. Gene Ontology annotation, biological process: signal transduction; negative regulation of cell migration. Gene Ontology annotation, molecular function: protein binding.